GGGUGGGGAGGAGGUUAAGUAAAGAUGUAGGUUAUUGUGAGAGGUUAAGGUGCGACCGCAGCAGCUUGACUACGGUCUCGUGCCCGUUCUCCGCCGCAUACGACAGCGCCGUCCAUCCGUACUUAUCCUUGGAGUCAGUGUCGACUCGAUCCGUCGCGAGCAGCAGCUUGACCACCGCCGAGUGCCCGUUCCCCGCCGCAUACGACAGCGCCGUCCGUCCGUACUAGCCCUUGGAGUCCGGCUCGACUCGAUCCGUCGCGAGCAGCAGCUUGACCACCGCCGAGUGCCCGUUCCCCGCCGCAUACGACAGUGCCGUCUGGCCGUACAUAUCCUUGGAGUUCACGUCGACUCUGUCCUCCGCAAGCAGCAGCUUGACCACCCCCUCAUGGCCGUUCUCUACUGCCCAGAACAGCGGGGUCCGACCCUUCGUUGGCGUCAAACUGAAUAUAUCCUUAGAGUUUGGGUUAACGCCAUCUUUCGCAAGCAGUAGCUUCACCACCCCUUCGUGCCCUUUUCCUGCGGCGCUUGACAGCGGCGUC
Molecule: messenger RNA, 539 nt
Organism: Zopfia rhizophila CBS 207.26
Lineage: Eukaryota; Fungi; Ascomycota; Dothideomycetes; Zopfiaceae
Source: the annotation of a GenBank genome assembly